Molecule: messenger RNA, 1082 nt
Organism: Erythranthe guttata (spotted monkey flower)
Lineage: Eukaryota; Viridiplantae; Streptophyta; Magnoliopsida; Lamiales; Phrymaceae
Product: Heavy metal transport/detoxification superfamily protein
Molecular function (GO): metal ion binding
Source: RefSeq, a predicted model, not a curated record
GCCCCUGGCCUCACUAUAUAUGCCCACGCACAUACAUAGUAGUUUUCAGUGGUGGUGGCUGUCACAUUUCUCGAAGAAGAAACGUGCACUGAUUCUCAUAUUUCUAUCCUCUCUCUCUCUCUCUCACUAUAUUUGCACACACACAUAUACGUUUAGAGAGAGAGAGUGUGUUGUGGUGGACUCGGCAGCAAAAUUUUGCUUCCUUUUUUCUGUUGUCUGUAUACAACAAAUCUUUUCUUCUUCUUUUUUUUUCAAAUCAACCCAUUAUUUUUAUUUAAUUCUUAGCUUCUCUCUCUCUCUCCCUCUCUCUUUUUCUCUCUCUCUAUUUUCUGUCCUCUCACUUCUCUUUUUAAAUCCCACAUUUUUUUAUUUGAGACAGAGCUAUUUUAUUUAAGCAGAACAUAAACCCAAAGAAAAAUGAAGAAGUUUGUGUUGAAAUUGGAUUUGCAUGAAGAAAGAGACAAGAGGAGAGCGUUGAAGACAGUGUCUACUCUUUCAGGAAUCGAUGAAAUUGCAAUCGACAUGAAAUCAAAGAAACUAACGGUGAUCGGGACAGUUGAUCCGGUUACAGUUGUGAGCAAACUGCGGAAAAAAAAUUGGGCGACGGGUAUAAUCUCGGUGGGGCCCGCCAAAGAACCGGAGAAGAAAGAUGAGCCAAAGAAAGAAGAAGCCAAGAAAGACGAGCCGAAGAAGGAAGAUGCUAAAGACGAACCGAAGAAAGAAGACGAGAAGAAGAAAGAAGAUCAACCCAAGAAAGACGAAUUCGUGGUCGGAACCGCAAUGCCGUAUCGGCAGCAGUACUAUCCACCAAUGAACACCUACUACUAUGUGCACCACAGCAUGGAAGAGAACCCUAAUGCAUGUGUUAUUUGCUAAGUUAUAUAUAAUAUAUAUAUAUUACAUUUCUGCAAUAAUCUAUAUUUGGGCUAUUAAUUUUCAAUUUUAUUUUAUUUUUAUUAAUAAACUUGGUUUAAUUUUUGUAUUGGAUAGAUGCAGAUACAAGGCAAAAACCUCAGGAUUUUGUCAUGUGUAUAUAUAUAUUUAUAUAUAACUUGAUAAAUCAUGUCUUUAUUGAUUAUUAA